AUGCUCUCAAGUGCAAAGAGUGUGUCAGCUGCCAUUGGUGUUCCUGCCUUGGUUAUCGUCUUAUCCCAUGUCAAGUCUUGGCCAUUAAGCUAUACUUUACGCUCUUGGUGGUUACUACGCUCGCUCGUCAAAGAGGCUAAUGAACGAGGUCUUGAGCCUGAAGUACUAUUCACAGUCGUCUCGCAGAAGCAUCGAUGUUUGUAUGAUGAUAUCGAUUACAAUCAACACAUGAACAAUAGCACGUUCAACAAGAUCCUUGACUUUGGCCGGAUACAGCUAUUGUACAGCAUUAUGCCGCGUAUCAUGAUGGAGCCUCAUCACCAUAUCUUUUGCCACAAUGCUGGUGUGAUGACCUUGUUCAAGAAUGAGAUAAGACCAUGGACGCAAUACACCAUGCAAACACGUGUGUGGACUUGGAAUGAAAAAUGGCUAUGGAUACAGCAUCGUUUUCUUUUGCCUGAUGGUGAAGUAGCAUGCUUGGCUGUCAGCAAAUUGGUCUUCAAACUUAUCACUGGCAAAACGGUGCCCCCUGUGCAAGUAUUCGAAUUAUGCGGACACGAUGUGACCGAUCCAAUUGCUGAAGAACGACGACAUCGAAAUUGGCAAGCCGCAGCCGGAUUGCUUGAAGCAGACAAAGCGUUACGAGAAGAUCCUUUCAGCUGGGAUGAUUAUGGUCCUUUUGUAACCAAGGAUGGUCCUUUCGUCACCAGGGCUUCCAAACUCUGA
Messenger RNA from Lichtheimia ornata, 726 nucleotides. RefSeq lists its product as uncharacterized. Bases 1 to 726 code for a protein of 241 amino acids. The transcript is spliced from 5 exons. The record is from RefSeq and is a predicted model, not a curated record. NCBI's taxonomy places the organism in Eukaryota, Fungi, Mucoromycota, Mucoromycetes, Mucorales, Lichtheimiaceae.